UUCCCAGCUUCAGCUAAUGGUAAUAUUGAUAAAGUUUCCAUCUUAGAAAAAGAAACAGACUUGGCAGAUGAUACUAUAUUAAUGAUUGGAAAAAUAUUGAUUGGCCUCAGAAGUGUAUUCCAACCCCACAUAGUUUUUAUCCUUCUGUCUAUUGUUUUUUUGCUGGUCCCAACUCCUUUGGAUCUUCUCAAAAGUAUUCAACCAGACAAAGCUAAAGUCGACAAUGCCUACAUUGUCGAGGAUACUCCCUUUGUGGUUAUUCCUGAACCAGUAAAACCAUUGGACUCUGAAGUGUCCAGGCUUUUAGAAGCAGCCAAACGCAUGAAAGAAAAUAAAAAGAUUGAAAGAGCUGAUAAGUUAUACAGUCAAGCUCUACGAUUUGCUCCCAACCACCCUGAAAUCCUGAUGCAAUAUGCUGAGUUCUUAGAGAAAGAAAAGAAAGAUGUUGUAACUGCAGAUAGUUUAUAUUCAAAAGUUCUAAAGAGAGAUCCUACUAAUGAAGCAGCUCUUUUGAGGCAUCAAAUUAAUCUCCCCCAAGUAAAAGCUAUAGACAUGCAACACUACAAAGCUAUUGAAGCAAAGAAACAUGCCCUUUCUAUGAUAGCCCCUAGUAAUCUUGCAUUCAGACGAGCUAAGAGAGAGUUCUACUUCCAACUCAUUUACCACAAUAAUGCUAUUGAAGGCAAUACCAUGACACUGUCGAUGACCCGAAGUGUGUUAGAAACUGGUCGUGCUAUUGGUGGACAGAGUAUAAGAGAACACAAUGAGAUUAUUGGUAUGGACGCUGCACUUCACUUUUUAAACGGAACUAUGCUUGCACCAGAUAAUCCUCUUGAGAUUCAGACAAUCCUAGCUAUACACAGAAAACUUCUUGGAAAUGUGGAACCAGAAUAUGCUGGUCGUUACAGAACACAUCAAGUUUAUGUUGGUGACUUUGUUCCUCCAAAACCUGAGGAUGUUCCAGCUCUUAUGGAGGAUCUGGUGAGAUGGUUAAACAGUGAUGAGGCCUGGUCACUGCAUCCUGUUGAAUAUGCAGCCAUCGCACAUUACAGACUUGUAUACAUUCACCCUUUUGUUGAUGGCAAUGGGAGGACUUCACGGUUGUUGAUGAAUCUGAGGUUAAUUCAAGCUGGGUAUCCUCCAGUUAUCAUCAAGGUUCAAGAUAGAUACAAAUAUUAUGAAGCUUUAGGUAUAGCUAACAGUGGAGACAUUAGGCCCUUCAUUCGAUUUAUAGCUCAGUGUACGGAAACUAGUUUAGAUGGGUAUCUGGAUAGUUUAGGGAUAGAAAAAGAUAAUUAUAAUGCUGAGUAUGAGGAAUAUCUAAUAAAGAACAAUGGAGGUGCUGAGAUUUUGGAGAAUGAUGAUGUCAUAUCUCUUCCUUAACAAUUUAAUGCUAGUCUAUGGGAUCAGCUUUUACAUUCAGUUUGUUUUUUCAAUUCACAGAUAGGGCAAUAUAUUAUGCUUAGUUCUCUAGGGUUUCAUUUAUCUAUCGGUAAAUUCAAUAUUUAUCCCUAUGUAUAGUAGUGCAUACUCAUACUAUGGAAUUUCACAAGUAUUUCUUGAUAACGUACUUGCUCUGUUGGACCAAGAUAAGAGAUUUAAUCUGACACAUCAUUUACUUGAAUUAUAGAUUCUGUUAUCUGUAUUGUACAUUUAACUUGAUAUCAAUAAUCAAUUUCCAUGCCACAGAUUUUAAUUUCUUUCAGUUUUGAAUUUAAGUUGUUGAUGCUGAAUUUGUAUAUAUUUAUUGAGUUUCUA
Messenger RNA from Bolinopsis microptera, 1758 nucleotides. Its product is annotated as protein adenylyltransferase Fic-like. The coding region runs from base 82 to 1383 and encodes 433 amino acids. The record is from RefSeq and is a predicted model, not a curated record. Gene Ontology annotation, molecular function: protein binding. The transcript has 5 exons. Gene Ontology annotation, biological process: RNA processing. NCBI's taxonomy places the organism in Eukaryota, Metazoa, Ctenophora, Tentaculata, Lobata, Bolinopsidae.